Messenger RNA from Solanum lycopersicum (tomato), 657 nucleotides. Its product is annotated as mitochondrial import inner membrane translocase subunit tim16-like. The record is from RefSeq and is marked validated. NCBI's taxonomy places the organism in Eukaryota, Viridiplantae, Streptophyta, Magnoliopsida, Solanales, Solanaceae. Gene Ontology annotation, biological process: protein import into mitochondrial matrix. Gene Ontology annotation, cellular component: TIM23 mitochondrial import inner membrane translocase complex.
AAUUGGAAUUCCCUUCUCUUCUCUCAUAUUUUUUUCUCAACAAAGCUCAAAGUUACAAGCUUUUGAUCUGGCAAUUGGUCUCGCUGUAGGUUAAGUUCCAGUUUCCUGAUUUGGGUUUAUCUUGUACGGAACUUCACAAUGGCUGCAAGAAUCCUUGCUAAUAUAAUUGUCAUGGGCUCUACAAUAUUGGCACGGUCUUUUGUUCAAGCAUAUCGUCAGGCACUGGCUAACGCCUCUAGGAAUGGGGUUGCUCAAGAAGCAGUACAGAAUAUGAAAAGAGCUAGUAAAACCAUGACUGAUGUAGAGGCAAGGCAGAUUCUCGGUGUCACUGAGAAUGCAUCGUGGGAAGAAAUCAUGCAGAGAUAUGAUAACUUGUUUGAGCGAAAUGCUAAAAAUGGAAGCUUUUACCUUCAGUCGAAGGUUCAUAGAGCUAAAGAGUGUUUGGAAGCAAUUCACCAACCUAAAGAACCAGAGGAAAAAUAAACAACUUUGUUCAGCAUGUUUAGUGUAUAGCAAGCUCUGCUGCAUAGUUGGUUUUAUCUAUAGUCAGUUUGUAGUUUUUGAUGGUGGAAUCGAUUUUACUGAAGUAACUUGAGGUUACUAUUCAAGUUUUAUGUGUGGUAUAUCUGGAAUAUACAAAAAAAAAACAUUGUAGAA